CAAGAAUAAGAUGUUUAAAUAAAUAGAGUAUAACAGUGUUGUCGUAGUGAUACAGUUUAUAGACUAGGCUACGUUAUUAUGGGAUUUACCUCCUUGCACUUUUUGAUAUUUCCGACAGUACCCUGAAGGCAGCACUUCUUGGCCGUUCCCCAGCCAUCUCCUCUCCAAUCCGACCGGCAGCUACGGCAGGGAGCCCCGGAUACUGAGCCAAAAACGCGGCCUGGCAUGAGCAGACAGACCGACACUGGAAGAUGAUGUGGAGCGUUGUGCUGCUGCUGGCUGCUGCCCUCCCUGUGGAGUCCUAUACUGUUGUAGACCUCCAUGAGCGUUUGGCCCAUGGUCGCCAGCUGAAGAUCUACCUGCCCAAGAGUGUGGACACGCUGGACUUCAUCCCCGCUAAUGAACCUGGAAAGACCUACACCUACUGGGAGAGGGGUAGACUGAGAAUGUCCAAAGGCAGAGUGUCUGGCACCGGCACCGACAGACGCUGGUACAUCGACAAGGUGACCUACGAGGACCAGGGGACAUACAUCCAGAAAGACUAUUGGAACAAAGAGAUUUCCACUGUCAAAGUUGCCGUCACACCCAGACACAACUAUGUGAAGCGUGUAGCAGGAGAGAGUCUGGACAUCUCACUGGAGGGCAUCGACCUGGCCGACGCUGUCCUCUCCUUCUCUGGGGAGGCUGCCAACGUCACGCUGGUGCGUGAUGGUGCUCGGGUGUCCCAGGACCUUCCGGAUUAUUGGGACCGGGUUAAGACCCACUCCAUGAACAUCGAGAUCAAGAAUGUUAACACCAGCGAUGUGGGCCAUUACACCCUAAGAGACCGCAGGAACCGGGUGGUGUCGAUUACCAGGAUGGACCUGACAGACCACCAUGAGUACACAGCGGGAAACCCUCUCAUGGCUCUGCUCUUACUGCUGGGCAUCCCAGCUGGGAUCUGCUGCUGCUGUCGGAAGAAGAUUUUCAGGAAGCAAGCCGCCACCGCUGUAACGCUACAGGCCACCCCAUACACAGUCCACCCUCCUCCCAGCGGUCCUGUUGGACCGUGUCCUCCCUACAGCAGCCCCGGGACCCCAGGAGUGGUGUACUACCACGGCACUGACCCCAACAUGGGUCCUACGGUGCACCCCCCACCUCAGCCCACUGGCCCAGGACAGUGGAGCGGCCCCCCACCCUCCCCAGGUUUUAACCCGGCCUACCCAACCCAGAACCCGGCCUACCCACCCCAGAACCCGGCCUACCCUCCUGCUGCUGGAGCUAUGAUCCCCCCUGACCAGCCUCCACAAUGGAACGGUCCACCACCAGGCCAGUACCCCACCGGACCUGUAGCGCCGAUGGGUUAUGCUCCAGUUGUGCAUAGCGCUCCUCCAGCAACAGCCGUUGAACCUGUUCAUCAGAACGUCAAGAUGGAGAGUAUGCUUUCCUCACCUGCUGACCCCCUGCUGACUGCCACACCACAGGCUGGAGCAGCAUCCUGUCCGGUAGCUCCGGGGUCCGACAUCCUCAGCUCCUCUGAUGGUGCCUACCAGUUCAACAUCGACGGAGGCAAAAACUCCAGCAGCUUCUUGUAGGGAUGCUGACUGGUGGAGCAGCGCCCUCGCUGUCCUGCUGCAGUUGGAAACAGCGGACAGCAUUUGGACAGUAGAUUAUAUUCUUUAAUGUGGUAAUGUGGUAUUAGGCUAAAUAAGCAAAUAUGUAUGGAAUGAAAUCUACUGGCUCAGACAGCUGAGGUGUUGCAGGAGGAGUCAAUUAUUUUGGGGAUCCAAUUUCCAGAGACAAUGAAAGGUGUUUUCUUCAAGUUUUAGCAUGUGGAAUAGAAUUGUAACAUCAACACCAUAAGUACAUCCUAAAAACAGGGCUGGGUUCAGUUUACCAAA
Molecule: messenger RNA, 1880 nt
Organism: Sander lucioperca (pikeperch)
Lineage: Eukaryota; Metazoa; Chordata; Actinopteri; Perciformes; Percidae
Product: ESX-1 secretion-associated protein EspK
Exons: 14
Coding region: 252-1574 (440 amino acids)
Source: RefSeq, a predicted model, not a curated record